Molecule: messenger RNA, 1005 nt
Organism: Saccharomyces kudriavzevii IFO 1802
Lineage: Eukaryota; Fungi; Ascomycota; Saccharomycetes; Saccharomycetales; Saccharomycetaceae
Gene: CBP3
Product: Cbp3p
Exons: 1
Coding region: 1-1005 (334 amino acids)
Biological process (GO): mitochondrial respiratory chain complex III assembly
Cellular component (GO): mitochondrion
Source: RefSeq, a predicted model, not a curated record
AUGUCAAUUAAUAGAUUUACUUCAAGCCCACUCCCUGCUCUCCUUAAGAAGGCCUCUUUUUCUUACCGGGGAGCUUAUUUGCAUCAGACGAAUGUUUUCACCCAAAAUAAAGGAGCUGCCUCAGAUUCACCAGAGCUUUUAGCGAAAAGUUCACAUCUGAAUUCGAAACCGUUAGAUAUAAGCAAAAAAGCGCCAGUAAAGACUGCUCAAAAUAAAAUUCCCUUAGCUCAUAGUAAAUAUGAAUCAUCAAAAUACGAGCUUCCCAAAUGGAAGGAAGCAUUGGGUGAACUAGUAAUCCGUACCUUUCGUUUAGAUAUGGAUAGGGUGAGAGCAGGACCCGUUGCUGGGUCUUAUUAUUAUAAGAUCUGUAAAGAGCAAGGUUUACAAUAUGAGGACGAACCAUUAUCGGAAACUGCGAAAUACUUCUACGAGGAUUUAAAACUACCACGUACUUUUUCGCAAUGGUUCCAAAUUACUAUACUGCACGAGUGGAUGCUCUUUGUACGUAUGAGAGCUAUGCCUUUCAAAUACGGCAGAAACUACCAGCAAAAAUUAGUGGACAGGACGUUUUCUGAUAUUGAAUUGAGAUUGUUCGAGGAAAUGAAAGUCAAUUCCGGUAGAAUCGCCGACCAAUACCUGAAAGAUUUUAACACGCAACUAAGAGGUGCAAUAUUUGCAUAUGAUGAAGGGUUUGCCACAGAUGAUGCCACGCUUGCCACAGCAGUUUGGAGGAAUCUAUUCGGUGGUAGAAAGAAUAUAGAUAUGCUUCACUUGGAAUCUGUCAUGAGAUACAUUCAUUCUCAACUAUACGUCUUGAGUAGGUUGUCAGACAGAGAGUUUUCCACAGGUAAAUUCAAAUUCGUUCCACCUGGAGUCAAAGUAGAAAAACUUACACCAAAGCAAGAGGAAGAGUUGAAGGCAAAGACCGUUGCAAAAUAUAAGGCCUUAGAUAAAGACCCCAGAACUUUACCAAGUGAAAGAAGUAAGCUGUCGUACACAAAUUAG